UUGCAAAUUCAGGCUCCCGAGCUCCGGGAGCAUCCACCCCAUUCCAUCCCAUCCCUGCCGGCUGGUCGGGCAGCAGCCGCAGAGCAGGACGAGGCUCCCCGUUGCUGGCUAUCCUACGGCUGCCUGCUCUAUCCCCGCCUCCCCUGCCCGCCUCUGCCGCGGGGCGCCCUGCCCCGUGCUUUCCGCGCAGCACAGCGGAGAACUGCAGCCCGCGGGGUUCGCUCCGAGCCGGGCACUCAGCUAGAGACCUGCCCCUCGCCAGCCGCGCAGGCACAGGCAGUGCCCUGGGCUGAACAGUCAUGACAGCUGAAAAGACUAUUCCUAUAAUUAAUGGCAAGCCAGAAGAUGCUUUGGACCCAGAAGCCUCAAGUACCAACCUUGUCCACAGCAAUGAUAAGAAAGUUCACGAAAGGGGUCACUGGAACAAUAAGGUUGAAUUUGUGCUUUCUGUGGCAGGGGAGAUUAUUGGGUUAGGAAACGUGUGGAGAUUCCCAUAUCUUUGCUACAAGAAUGGAGGAGGUGCCUUCCUUAUCCCAUAUGUGGUGUUUUUUAUUUGCUGUGGAAUACCAGUAUUUUUCUUGGAGACAGCCUUGGGACAGUUUACUAGUGAAGGAGGCAUUACAUGCUGGAGGAAAGUUUGCCCUUUAUUUGAAGGCAUUGGUUAUGCUACCCAAGUUAUAGAAGCACAUCUAAAUGUGUAUUACAUCAUCAUUUUAGCAUGGGCUAUCUUCUACUUGUUUAACUGCUUUACUACAGAGCUUCCUUGGGCCACUUGUGGGCAUGAAUGGAAUACAGAAAACUGUGUGGAAUUUCAAAAACUUAAUAUGAGCAACUGCAGUCAAGUCUCUUUACAAAAUGCCACUUCUCCAGUGAUGGAAUUCUGGGAACGAAGGGUGCUGGCUAUAUCUGAUGGAAUUGAACAUAUUGGGAAUCUUCGCUGGGAACUUGCACUGUGCCUUCUUGCUGCUUGGACUAUCUGUUAUUUUUGCAUUUGGAAAGGAACAAAGUCUACUGGAAAGGUUGUAUAUGUAACAGCCACAUUCCCUUACAUCAUGUUGAUGAUUCUUCUGAUUCGUGGAGUAACAUUACCAGGUGCUUCAGAGGGGAUAAAAUUCUACCUGUACCCUGAUAUUUCUCGACUGUCCGACCCACAGGUGUGGGUGGAUGCUGGCACACAGAUAUUUUUCUCUUAUGCCAUCUGCUUGGGGUGCUUGACAGCUCUGGGAAGUUACAACAACUACAAUAAUAACUGCUACAGAGACUGCGUCAUGCUCUGCUGCUUGAACAGCGGCACAAGCUUUGUUGCUGGUUUUGCUAUCUUUUCAGUUCUUGGAUUUAUGGCUUAUGAGCAAGGUGUGCCCAUUGCAGAAGUUGCAGAAUCAGGCCCAGGACUUGCAUUUAUUGCUUACCCUAAAGCUGUUACCAUGAUGCCUCUUUCUCCUCUGUGGGCAACUCUGUUCUUCAUGAUGCUCAUUUUCCUUGGAUUAGAUAGUCAGUUUGUGUGUGUGGAAAGCAUUGUGACAGCUGUUGUAGAUAUGUACCCAAAGAUUUUCCGAAGGGGCUAUCGAAGAGAGCUGUUGAUUCUAGGUCUUUCCAUCGUGUCAUACUUCAUUGGCCUAAUAAUGUUAACUGAGGGUGGGAUGUAUGUCUUUCAGUUGUUUGACUCUUAUGCAGCCAGUGGCAUGUGCCUUCUUUUUGUCGCCAUAUUUGAAUGUAUCUGCAUAGGGUGGGUUUACGGCAGCAAUCGCUUUUAUGAUAACAUUGAGGAUAUGAUCGGGUACAAACCACUGUCACUGAUUAAAUGGUGCUGGAUGGUCUUAACUCCAGGUAUUUGCGCAGGAAUUUUCAUCUUUUUCCUGGUGAAGUACAAGCCUCUAAAAUACAACAAUGUAUAUAUAUACCCUGACUGGGGCUACGGCAUAGGGUGGAUGAUGGCACUUUCUUCCAUGAUCUGUAUCCCUUUGUGGAUCUGCAUAAAGCUGUGGAAGGAAGAAGGCAGUUUCAUAGAGAGAUUCAGGAAGUUGAUCACACCGAGCUCAGACCUGAAAAUGAGAGGGAAGCUUGGAGGAGGAGCCUACAUUGCUGCGAUAAAUGACUGCGAUGCCAAACUGAAAGGAGACGGCACCAUCUCAACCAUUACAGAAAAGGAGACACAUUUCUGAAAGAACUAUCUUUUUGGUUUGGGUGUGUGUUUGUCUGUUUGUUUUGUAUAAAAAAAAAUCAAUAAAUAAAGUCACUUAAUUAUAGAGGCUGGCUUGUUUUGCACAAAGUUUUAUUAACCAGUUAAUUUGAACAUUGUAUACUUGUUUAAAAGUACUAUAAAAGUAAUGACCAUGUAAAAGAGAGAGAGGUAGUAUUAUAUGGUAUGUUAGUCAUGACUCCUUGUAAUAUGGUGAUCUCAGUAAAUGUUUUUUAGAACUUAGAGGGACCUGUAUCAUGUGUUGUAAAACUUUUCUACUUUGAUUUCUGCCCGAUGUAAUGAUGUAUAGAUAUACAUGUGUUAACCUGUAAGCAUGUCAGACCAUUUCAGCUGUUCAUGUAUGUAUAUAAAGGGGACUAGAGUGUCCUUCUGUUCAUAUUGGAAGAAGUUGUGAGGGGGUGAGGGGUAACUGGUAACUACUCUUGCAUAUCACUGUCAAAAUGUGGGCCUGUAACCACUCCACUGAAAUAGAUCUUCUCCAGCACAGCCAGUGGCCUUCACACUGGGGCUGCAUGACCCAGCCUUUCCAUAGGCUAUAGAAAGAUGGAGAGCUAUCAAAGCUCUUCUUUCAGGGCAAGUUCUGUGGAGCCAAAAGGAAGCAUCACCUCAGCGUUCUUAUCACCUUCCAUCCUCCGUUUGCUUCAACAGGUCCAAUAACCUGGUGGAAUGGGCACACUUCUGAAUUGCUGUUUUUCUGGAGCUUGGACAGAGAGUAUUUCUUAAGACCUAUGAAUUUUGCUGCUCUUUUAGCUUAACAAUCUCUAAGGUGAUGCGUACUGCUUCAGGAGACCUAUAAAACUUCCUCAUUUUAUUUAGUUCUAAAGGGCCAGCGCUUCAUUUUGGUGGACAGUUCCCAUUCCCUGAAGAGAUGUGUUUGCCUGUGCUUGCACUACAGGAGGUCAAGGCUGCUUUAUAUACAUGGAGAUAUUCUGAACAGAAAACGAGUGAGUUUAGAGCUCUGCAUCCCAUGGCCUCACUGUUGCUGUUUGUCAUUCUGUCUCUACAUCUCUUUGUUCCAUUCAAAAGAGACAAGGAUCCUGUAAUGAGAAUGUGUAGCAUUAUGUAGCUGAUCUUCAAGAAACUUUCUAGGUACUAUCAGAUCAGGCACUGAUUCUUCCACACUGAAUGGGAUGGAGGAUUGCACUCAAGUUAGAACAGAAAGGCUACAGUAAUUGCUCCUUAAUGGCUAGAAAAGUUAAAGGAGAUCAUUUAUAUAUGGUGCAGAUGGAGGAAUUAAGGCAGGGAUGCUGAGACUUCUCUGUUCUGCAAGGGGAGCAGUACUGAGUGUGUGACACCAGGUCUUUGCAUUCCACCAGUUGUGUGAACUGCUUCCCUCUGAUGUAAAACAGGCUUUGUAUGUGAAUCCCAGGUGACUGAAAGUUGUUAGCAUGAGGUCUGCAAAUCCUAGUCCCAGUGUCAAAAUCUCUAGACUUGGGUGGUUCAUUGUUGUGGGUUUUUUCCUGCCAAUAUUCCAAAUGCUAAUAUUAACUCUGAACAAAUAUUUUUGUUUUCUCUUGUCCUGGUUGUUUCUUUAAUGGUUGGAUGAGAAGCUUGUGGAGGAAUAUACUGUACAACAAUGCAUAGUGUUUGAGGAGGAGACAAGCGACAGCCUAAGACAGAGAAAUGUCAUAAAACCUGCUGUCUUCUCUGCAGUUCAAAAUCACCAAAGCCCAGACACCAGCACCUGCAGUUAUUAGAAACAGAAGUGGCUGCUGGCCUGCUGCAGAGAAAAGCACUUAACUGCAGGUCACUAAGUGGAUCUUACUAUCAUGGAGAUCUGUACACAGAGCCAGAAUUUCUCUGAGAUUUUGUGGUUACCUCUUCAAAAAGCAUUCUCAUAGAAUCACUUUUUCUCAAGUCACAUCAUUAAAGCUCACAGUUCUUUUUAAUUUUACUUUAUCUUAGUUGUAGUUUUUUUGUCUGGUAAGGUGGAAAUCAACUUUGCUUCAGCUUUUUUCAAGUCCAGCUUGCCUUUGUGUAUCUCCAUUGUUAGGUGCUUAGGAAAGGCCACUUUGAAGGAGUCUGGCUUUAACAAAGGUUCAGCACCAUCACCUUGUGUAUUCUGGUCUCCCUCAGAGGUACUCUCCAGCCCUGGGGGCUGGAACUGGAGGUUACCAAAUGAAACUCACAGUCCUGUUGGACAGUGAGACCUCUGGCAGAGAAGUGCUCCCAGAAGUGAAAACUCAAGUGGUAUACAACAAAGCAACUGAGAACUACACAUUGACAUUGAAAAAAUGCUCAUUCCAGAAGCUAGAAGUUAAUAUCUUUGAAAGUCCUAACAAGUCAUAAAUCUUUGUAAUCCAGUGACCCUUUCUGAUCUUUCUCUCUGCACACGAGAGCUGCAGAACUGGCUACAUUAUUUUCUUACCAGGGAAGGAUGUACAAACAUAGGUGCACUGAUAACUUCAUUUCCAUGAAGUUAUCUUCAGCAACCAGGACUCCUCGUGAACAUUUACAGUAGAGUGUGCCAAGAGCUGGAACCCACACCACUCAUCUGGCCAUCCACUAGACACAACAGGAAAAUCCCAAGCAAGUCAAGAUUGCCCUUUGGCACGUAACAGCAGACCUUGACUUGUACAUUUGAGCUUGUCGGUGUUCUUCGAAUUGUUGUACUCCUCCAAAUAUCUCCACAGGAGCUAUCUACUCAGUCUCGAACAGGCUUCCUUUUCUGCUGCUAUGAACCAUUUCGCCUGUAGAUUUCUACACAUACAUAUGGUUUGGCAUGGUCUAAAGGGUUAUACAGUGUUACUAACAUGCUGUGCUUGUAAAUGUGUGCAGUUAAUACCUGACUCAAGUUUAACACCUUACUCAUUUUUACAACAAAAAUAUUUUUUCUUUUGUGGGGAGGGCUGUGGGAGGGCAAAUUUCCUAAUAGUAUUUGUGGUUUCUUGGCUUUUUUUUUUUAAACAAUAUAAUGGAGGGGAAGAAAAAAAAAAACACACCACAAAAUUGACUAGAUGAUGAUGAUUCUUUUUUUAUGGAGUAGAUCUGUUAUUGCCCUUUUCUGAAAUAUCUGCAGUAUUAUUAAAAAGAAUGCAAUAAAAGUGAACGACCACAAAGGUUUCUGUAACGUUUUACACAAAGAAAGAUUCUGUUUGGUUUUGAAGGGCACAAGAUUUCACCUACUUACUUGGUUUUAAAAAUUAAAGGAAAUGGGCAAACCCCA
Molecule: messenger RNA, 5366 nt
Organism: Pogoniulus pusillus (Red-fronted tinkerbird)
Lineage: Eukaryota; Metazoa; Chordata; Aves; Piciformes; Lybiidae
Gene: SLC6A11
Product: solute carrier family 6 member 11
Exons: 15
Coding region: 300-2162 (620 amino acids)
Biological process (GO): sodium ion transmembrane transport; neurotransmitter transport
Cellular component (GO): plasma membrane
Molecular function (GO): gamma-aminobutyric acid:sodium:chloride symporter activity
Source: RefSeq, a predicted model, not a curated record